Messenger RNA from Ixodes scapularis (black-legged tick), 531 nucleotides. Its product is annotated as proline-, glutamic acid- and leucine-rich protein 1. The record is from RefSeq and is a predicted model, not a curated record. The annotation marks the transcript as partial. The transcript is spliced from 3 exons. Lineage: Eukaryota; Metazoa; Arthropoda; Arachnida; Ixodida; Ixodidae.
AUGGAAGCUGAACCAAUGGUCAUCGCUGCUUUCAUUUUGGUACUUCUGGCACAGUUUGGAGCGCUUAGCAGUUUUGAAGUAUCAAACAAAUGUGGAAGUAUUACAAGGUUCAACGUUUCAACUAUUGCCAACGGGUCGGACCUUGUAUGCCUGACAAAUACAAGUUGGUCAGACGGAAAUAAAAGCUACAACUUUUCCUACAUCGGGAACUGGACUGGUCACCAACAAUGCCUUUCCAAUUGUAACCCCUGCCAUCCAGAGCCAUGUACCUGUAUACCCGGCUGUGUAUGCCUGCCAAUGGCGGGUUAUCCUAGUGUAGGACGCUGUGUCCGAAAGGAAACCUCUCUACCUAUUGGAAUAACAAGCACCACCAACUUCUCUUUGAAUGAUUGUGGGAACAAGGAACACGACUCUGAGGAGGAUGAGGACGAGGAGGACGAGGAGGAUGAGGACGAGGAGGAUGAGGACGAAGAGGACGAUAAGGACGAAAAGGACGGAGAGGACGAAGAUGACGAUGAGGACGAAGCGGAC